This is a messenger RNA of Ceutorhynchus assimilis (cabbage seed weevil), 672 nucleotides long. Lineage: Eukaryota; Metazoa; Arthropoda; Insecta; Coleoptera; Curculionidae. The record is from the annotation of a GenBank genome assembly.
AUGAACGGUAGAAUCGCUAACCUAGAAAGGGAAACCCUCGGGGAAACCCAAGAACUUAAAAGAAAGGUUGAAAAUAAUGCACCAACAUAUGCACAGGUUGUAGCAGACACUUCUGAACUGAAAGAACAAGUCGAACAGCUAAAUGUACAGAUAACAUCUCAGCAAAACGCACCACGGGUGACAGCCUCUAAAACUGAAAAUAACAUCUUUGUUGAGCCAACUUUGCUCGAACUAGCUGAACGAGAAAGGUGUGCCCCAAACGUCCUUCUCUUUGGAAUAAAAGAAAAUAAUUCGUCACAAAAUGAACAGGACGGUGAUCUGGACAAGACAGUGAACAUGUUAAAAAGAGUGAAAGAUAACAUUCAAAAAGAUGACAUCAAAAUAUACUGUCUUGGAGCACCUGCUCAGGGGAAAGUCAGGCCUAUCAGAAUCGUGACCGCAUCUCCUUCAAUGGCCAGGGAAAUUUUAAGAAAUAAGGCAAAAUUUAAUGAAGAAAAUAUCUAUUUCAAAGCAGACCAAACACCCCUUCAAAGAACAUACUUAAAGGCCAUACUCAGAGAUCUGGAAGAACGAAAGCAAAAGGGGGAAAUGAAUAUAAGAGUCAGAUAUAUUAACAAUGUUCCAAAAAUAGUUUUCUUUCAAAAUGAGGAAAGAGAAAAUUCAAAAAACUAA